AUGACAAAUGAUAUAAAGUAUUUCAUUGAUCUGGUCAAGACAUCUGACUUUAGGGAGCUGUCCGAUGUGAUUGAUCAUUUGAUUCAAUGUGCCAAUGUAAAGACUCAACAACAACAACAACAACAUCAAGAUGUGGUCGACAUUGUUGAACAGGAUGUUGAAGAUAUCUUGCCUCUGGAAGAGUACAAGAACAUUGAGAAGCUCCCAGAGCUCAUUGAGUUUAUGUGGUGGAGAAUCAACACGCCCAAUGAGUUGGUACACAAGGCAAGGAACUUUUUCCAGUCGUGUAUCGACAUUGCCGUGAGACAAAUAUCCAAAGAGGAGUACUCUAGUGAUUAUCUCAGAGUGUUGAUCAAUCUAUUGUCUCCAAAGCCCUAUCCGAGAGGAUAUGGCCAAGACUUUAACGAUAUCCCCUCAAAGUUGUCCUCUCAGUUGGCAAGCCAUCUGAAGCAACUGGAUGGUAUGUUGAUCGUUAAGAGCAAGAUACACGCUCACAAAGGUUCAUUCGACACUCUAAAGAAACUUCUUUGUGUCAUGAAGAAGUUGACCAAAAAGAUAACGGUCGAAGAGAGUGACUCAGAGGUGGAGGAACUCAUCAAGAUAGUCGUCCAAAAGAUACUAAAGAUGCCCGACGAGGAGUUCAAGAAUGAGAGCAAGAAGGACUUGGACCUCUGUCUCAAGUAUUUGGAGGGCAUUGUGCAGAACAUCACCACCAACACGUUUGCCGACUUGAUCAAUGUCUAUCGCAUGGACGUUGCACUCAAAUGUUUCAACUCGGUCUCGUUGGAGAAGCGUAAUGCUGGUCUGAACGACAUCAUCCGCCAGACUCGUUUCGAACCAUACCACCAUAUGUACAGUCGACAAUUCAAUCACUAUUCCCCUGAAAAGGUGAUUGAGUGGAUAAAGAACAACAAGAUCGUUGAGCUGCUGUAUGGAGAGACGAUGCACAUCCAGUUGCUCCAAAAGUGUACAGAUAUAUUGAAGUUCUUGGCCGAGAAGAAGGCAUUCACCAGGAAGUAUCUCGAUAUGAUGUGGAGUGCCGCCGAGGGCAAGCACGAGACGAUCGAGCACGUCAUCUACGAGAACAUUGGCAACGUCGCACCACUACUGCCCACACAGGACAUUGAGUAUCUUUUCCAGAAGAUCAAGAUGAUUCCUCUGGCCUCCUACACAAUGGAGACCCUUCAACUGAUCAAUUGUCUCACCACCACAAACGACCACACCUCCUCGCAGCCCUACCUCUUUGGCUCCAACUCCCACAAUGGCGGCAGUGGCGUAGGUCCCUUCACCCAAUACCAACACCAGGAGCAAGAGUCACGAGAGUCUACAAUUCCACUGGGACUCGAUAUAUUCUGGCAGCUUUUACAGGACACGGGCGGCGUCGUCGUAAGCCCAGAGCUGGCACAACAAGCACUUGCCAAUCUGAAGCAGGGUCUGCACCACAACAACACGCAGCGCAACGACUAUCUGAUGAAGUGCAUCGACAACAUUGACAAGCAUCACUCUGUCAUCUUCUCUCUGCGUCUGAUCGAGUACAUCAUCAACCUCUACACGGUGCGCUUCAAGAAGAGUCCCAAUCUAAUGAGCGCUUCUGAGCAACACCAGCAGCAGAAACAGCACGGCAGUGCCAUCAUCGAGCAGCUCAACCAAACGACAUCGCUUAUGGACAAGUUCUUUGCACACCUUACCUUUUACAAGCAGCACUGCCGGUCCGUCAUUGACGGUGCCAACACUGCAGGCAAGCCACUGGGAGACCAGAGCACGUUGGAUGACACUGUCCUGCAUGGCCGACACACUCAUACCGAGCAGAUGGCCGAGUACGUUCACUUUAUGGACUACAUCUGGGACAAGUCCCCAGCGACGCUCACCACCACCAACAUGGACAUUGUGUGGGACGUCUAUGUGAUCGAACCAAUCACCGGCACUGAUCGUGACAUUUACUUUAAGUGGCUAGAGAAUGGUCCUUGUUUUGAGGAUUCAAUCUACUCUCAUCUCGUUCAAAAGUUUGAGGAGAUACCAUUCAGAGACCUUGAGCUGUCAGGUGCCACUCUCUAUGUCAUUUGUUUAAAGACAGUGAACAAUGAGUUCCAAUCAAUCACACCAAAUCUAGUUGGACUGGACAAUCUUUGGAAGAUUGCACUAGAGGUGGAGAGUGAAAAGGUUGGUCACACCAUGGUGAAUGUACUCAAUGAGUUGUAUAAAUUGAUGGAGUCUAAUGAGAAUGGAGAGGAAUUCCUAGCUGCAUGUGUAUCUCGUCUAUCUAAAGUGCCAACCACUGGCCGUCUGAACAGAUCAGAGAGCAUUCAGGUCAACAGGGUGUUGUCAAUGGUCAAAGCCUACCUCGAUGGCUUUGGCACCAAGAUCAAGGACUCGUUCAAGAAGAACUACUCCCCCUCGAUAACCGUCAACUUCACCAACCAGAAGCAUCGUAUCCAGUUGCACAUCAGGAGCAACGAGACCAUCGGCCACAUCAAGGAGCGCUUGGCCAAGCAAAUGAUGACACAUCCCGGCUCACUGUAUUUUAUCCAUAACGCCAGACAGGUCAACUGCGACUAUGAGACUCUGGAUGACUUUGGCGUGCAGAAUCAUGACACCAUCCUGGUGAACGAGCUAUCCGAGCCCAGACAGCCCGACGAUGGCUAUCAGCCCGUCAGCAUCCACUUUGACCAGAGCAAGUAUGGUCUCCUGUUCUCACUGUUGGGAAUCGAAGAGGUUGCGCCACUCGUUUGGGACAUCCUUUUGCUUCUGCCCGUCAAUCCCCACAUCUUUGGCCUCCUGUACAGUAUCCCCGUCGACAAGGACACCUGCGAUUGGCCAACAGUGUUGGACGCCUCAUCGGUCUUUAGACUUCUCUACUCGUUACUCAUAAUUGAGAACUUUGUCGAGAGCAACAACCACGAUUGGAGGAGCCGCUUUGUACAGACCGGUGGCCUGUCACAGCUGGUCAACAUCCUCAUGCACACCGACAUGCAGCACGAGAGCAAGGGAGCCAAGCGCAAACAAUGUCUGUCAUCGCUGAUCAAGACCAUCGUGUUGUUCAUCCUGGAUCCACAGACCAUGUCGAUCAAUCUCUCCAGCAUCUCCCCACAGGUGGUGGCCAACUUCACCCCCUCCUCAUUCCUGUCCAAGCUGAUGGAUUUGGCGUGGAGCCAAACCCUGCCAACGGUGCAGUCAGAGGAGAUGAUGUUGAUGCACAUGACUGACGAUGGAGAUGUCAUCGGUAACAUCCUGACACUCAUCCAGGCACUUGUGGUCAAUCCCGAACAGAUGGAGCAAUUCUACAAACACAAGGACAUCACCAAGUGGAUCCAAUUACUGUUGCUGGACAGCAGUGAUGGCUCCAUCCGUGACACUGCCAUGAACAAGUUCUGUGGCUUCUGUCACAACAACCCCAAGGCUCUCGAGUUCUUCUUGAACCAAUGUCUUGCACUGCUCCCCUUCACAGUUGGCUCUGACAAGUACUCCUUCUCGAGCAAUCAGUUCUUCUACCUACUGAGCUGGCUGCUGCGUGAACGAUGCAACACUACUGCAAUCGAGACCUUUAUGCCUUUACUCAAGCAAUUGGUGCAGAUGCUCAAGGCACACCCCAUCGUCGAGACCAACCUUUUCCAACAGGACUACGUCCUUAUUGGCCUCGUCAACCUGAUCCGCACAUUGGUCAGCUACUCACACGAGUUCAAACUGACUGCUGGAUUCAAGGAGGAGCUUGUUCGUGCCGUCUUCCACGAGUGUCUCUUUGACAUUGCCUCGGCUGACAACCAUGGACCACGCUGCUCUCCAAAGGCCAAGACCAAAGAGUCGCGUGAGGCCUGCUUUGGUCUCUUGCAGGAGCUGGCAGCCAACUGUGAAGAGAACUAUCGCAUCUUGGUAUCACUGUUGACCAACCAGAACAAGCCAGACGAACGUCGUGCCAUGUGGAACUACUAUCCAGUGGGCAAUGAGAAAUCAUCCUGUGGCUACGUUGGUCUCAAGAACCUCGGAGCGACAUGCUACAUCAACUCCUUGAUGCAACAAUUGUACAUGAUCCCUCGCUUCCGCUACAGCAUCCUGCAAGCUGAGGACUCCAACCCCAACACUGCCGAUUCGCUGCUCUACCAGCUCAAGAUCAUCUUUGCCAACCUGCAAGAGAGCGAGAAGAGAUCACACGAUCCCAAAGCCUUUUGCAUGGCCUACAAGUACGAUGGACAACCAAUCAACACACUGAUUCAGAUGGAUGUUGAUGAGUUCUUCAACAUGCUGUUUGAUCGUCUAGAGAACCAGCUCAAGGGCACAAAGGAUGAGAGGCUGCUCAACGAAUUCUUUGGCGGUGCCUCUGUCAACCAAUUCAUCUCACAAGAGUGCUCGCAUGUCUCUGAGCGAGAGGAACCAUUCUACACGAUGAGCGUUGAGGUAAAGAACAAGAAGGACAUACAAGAGUCUCUGCAGCUGUUUGUCGAGUCCGAGACGUUGGACGGCGACAACAAGUACUUCUGUAGCCAGUGCUCACAAAAGGUCAAGUGUCUCAUGAGACGCUGUGUCAAGUCCCUACCAAACACACUGAUCAUCCACAACAAGCGAUUCGAGUUUGACCUGGACACAAUGAGGAGGACCAAGCUAAAUGAUGCCCUCAAGUUCCCAAUGGAGCUUGACAUGGCGCCAUACACCAAGGAGGUACUGGAGCGCAAGGAGGCCAUCGAGAAGGCCAAGGCACAGGGUCUCCCAGAGCCCAACAUCCCACCACUCCAUCCACCCGAGUACUACCACUACCAGUUGAGUGGUAUCCUGGUGCACAGUGGCACUGCCGACUCUGGACACUACUACUCGUUCAUUAAGGAGCGUGACUCAAUCUUCCAAGGUCAAGAACGCAAAUGGAUCCAUUUCAACGAUCAGAUGACCGAAUACUUCAAUCCAGAGGACAUCUCCAAGUCUUGCUUUGGUGGCUACGACUCCAUCUCUAUGGAUCAGGGCAAGACCAACAUCCGCACCACCACAAGAAACAACAACGCCUACAUGUUGUUCUACGAGAAGGUGCACAAGGACAAUGAACCAAAGCCAGUCUACAAGGAUGUUGGCCUUUCACAGGCCUCCAAGCUUGUGCCCCAGGAGAUCUACAGCAACGUCUGGAAGAAGAACAUGAAGUUCCUCACUGACAAGAACAUCUUUGAGCAAUCCUACUUCAACUUUAUCUGGAGCAUCCUACAUCUUGGACAAAUCGAACCCAGUGCCAACAGAAUGGAGCACGAUGGUGAGGACUCAUUCGAUCAAACCAUGAUGUCCAUUGAGCUGGGCACCCGAUUUGUCGUUGAAACCCUAUCUCACUCCAAGGAGCGCAAGAACCUCGGUGACUUUGUCGACUACCUUUGCUCGCUCUAUGCCAAUCAUGUUGAUUCCUGCAAGUGGUUGAUCAACACUCUCUCUGAGGACAUCUCUUGGGUGGUCCAGAAUAUGUUGGUGUGUAUUACGACCGAGCCCCGCGAGGCACUAUUCAAGAUCAUCAUGCAGGUCAUUCAGACCCUGUUGCCCUACGACAGACAGUUCUACUUUGAUGUGGAGAGCACCGAUGACAAUGACAAUGACGAUGCCAAGGACUCUCCAAUGGAUCUAGUCGAGGUUGAUGUUGUGCAAAAGUCCAUUGACGAUUACAACGACAACAACACCAACAACCACAUAACAAUCGGUCGUCCCAAGUCCUACAUUGUCCGUUUCAUGGACAAGUAUCUAGAGUAUAUCAAGGAUGCCUCGUUCUUUUGGAAGCACUUCCAUCAGUACUUCACACUGAUUCGUGACUUUAGCUGCAUUGGUCACCAAGAGAAGAAGUACCUGCUGUCCAGAAAUGUUGUGGCCCGUCUCAUUGACUUUUACCUUGGCGAUGAAUCACCAAUGGCCAAGACAACGCCACCACAAAAGAGGACCAAGAUGGGUGAUAAGUUCAACUCGCCACUCCUUCAGUCGAUGUUGGAGACUGUGGCCUUCCUCACCACGGCGUGCAACACCAACUACUUUGGCAACGAAUCACAGGAUGAUGAUGAUGAACCACUCUACAUGAGCAACGAUGAUAUGCAGAUGGUGACCAACCCCGCCUUUAUCGUCAAGACCAUCAAGGACAAUAUCAGCAUCAAGGCAACUAGCGACAUCCUGAUUCACCUCUGCUACAACAACAUUGAUCUCAGUCAACUGAUGAUCGAGCACAUCCAACACUCAGAGUACCGCUACACGCUUGAUGUUCUCUACGCGCUGAUCACCAUCCAGGACGACAAUCAGGAUGAGAGAGCAGACUGUGCCAUCAUGGCGUACAUCAACUUUUUGGACGAGAACAAGCAACGCAUCUUCCACCCCUACAUCAAGGCACUCAUCGAGCUUGCUCUCUCCAACGACACUAUCGCCACGUGGUUCGACGAAAACAUGGGCGAGUGGGUCGUUCGUUGGCUUGUUCAGCACGAUGCCCAAGAGAUCAGAUACGAGACAUUCAAUCUCAUCAUCCAUCUCUACGGUAUGGGUGACGACAACAUCCCCGUGGAUCCAGAGCGCAUCCACUCACUGUUCCUCUUUUUGAUGAGCAUCAUCAAAGAGGUCAGACACCAGGCCAAGGAGGACAAGAGCGAGAACCGAUCUGGCAAGUGCGAGUACUACUUCCGACUGUUGUCAAUGUGCACCAUAUCCGACCAGCAGAGGAGCCUCUUUGCCAAGAACAAGGGUACCAUCCUCAAGCUGUUCCUUCAGUUCAUCACCACCAACCAGUCCAUCGAGAGGAACCGUCUCGAGGUCACACACUUUGUGUCGCUCAUGCUCGAUGGAUCGCCAGAGAAUGUACGACUCAUGCUCGAAGACCCUAUUCGCAACAAGUUGAUGGACUACUUUAUCAGUAUAUCGCCCAAGGAGGACUUGAAGAUAUUCAACCAAAAGUCUCUGCCCAGCUUCUACCAGAUCCUGUAUCUCAUGUCCCAGGCCAACCUCGAGUUCCUCACCUACGUCGUAUCUCACAACAACUUCUGCUGGGCGCUCAACUAUCUCUUCUUGGAGUGCAAUGAGUAUGCCGACACGGCUGAUCUGCUCUAUCGCAUGGCCGACCUGAUGGUUCAGAGGAUUCCAUCCCAGUUCAACGCCAAGAUACUCAACAGUUGCUUCAGCUUCCACAACUUCCAUCUCUAUUUGCCCAACUGCCUUGCGUUGGCCAAUCUGUUGACGACCAAGCGCAAGGAGGCCAACCUGUUCUUCCAAGUGUACUCCUCCGAAGGCAACGAACGUUGGACACCAAUGGACACCUUUUGCAGACAGCUGAGAAACAAGUACCAGCACGAGUCUAUCUUGGGUAUCAAGAUCAUCGAUCUGGUCUCCAAGGUACUCAUGCUUCUACGUCGUGAAUCAUCACCAAACAUUCACAGUGAUCAAGUCAUUGGUGAAAGUCAUCAGCAGCAGCAACAACAGCAACAGCAACAACAACAACAACAGUUACAGGUGUGGGAUUGCAACUAUUUACCAUUCAAGACCAUCAUAUCAACGAUGUUUACCAUUGCCGAACUGAACAUUGCCUACAUUGCACCUGUCAACAAAUUGUUCACACAGAUUGCUUGCGAGUACUCUGAAGGAUUGGUACUGACCAUGUACGAGAUAUACAAUAAGCGUACUGGUCCAGCCCACGUUGACUCGGACAGCAACCUGCAGCAGCACUCAAUUCAGAACCAACAUCAUCAACAGCAAAGACAACAGCAUUUUACCCAGACCCACGCUUCAUUCUGCAAGAUAAUGUUGGACAUUAUCAAUCUGUGUCUGCAGAACAGCACCAAUGCCGUAGUCCAACAGAAGGGCAUCCAUAUUGUGUUGAAGAUUAUCAAGGAGAUGAUCUCGGUGGGCCACGACUCUGCCUUUGGCGAGCUCACCAGCUUUGUUGCCAAGAACUGUGUCCAGAUCAGGGACGAUGAGAAGCUCGGUAUGAUGCUAUACGCUACCAAGAACCCCAAGGCCAUGCUCAACCAAGACUUUUGCGCUACAUUCAAGCGCUUCUUUGCAGAGACCGAGAAGCUGUUGUCUCUCGAGUCAGUUGGACAGCUGUUCCAAUCACUAGAGGAACAAAUCAGCACAGCCAUUGCCUCUAUCAACUCGCUUCAAUCGACCAUCCACAGCUCUUCAACAGAGUCAGAGAUUGACCAGCAUUUGACAGACCUCACCAACACACUCAAGUGCAUCGAGGUAUUGGGAACUGGAGGUCUGGGUGCCAAGCACUUUGGACCAACCCUAGACAUCCUCAAUGCAUUCAGUGUGGCCAUAGGCGAAGAGGAUAACAUCUCCAAGCAUGCCAAGUUAUUCAAGAGUAAUCUAGAGACUCUAAAGUCAUCUCCUUCUUCAUUCUCCUCCACCAACAGUUUAGCCAUAGUGGCUGAAAACAUUGAUGAUGACAGCAACAACCUCAACAGCAACAACCUCACCAUUCACAAGGUACAGAACAUUUGA
Acytostelium subglobosum LB1 is the source of this 8427-nucleotide messenger RNA. RefSeq lists its product as hypothetical. The transcript has 8 exons. Lineage: Eukaryota; Evosea; Eumycetozoa; Acytosteliales; Acytosteliaceae. Gene Ontology annotation, cellular component: nucleus; cytosol. Gene Ontology annotation, molecular function: protein binding; cysteine-type deubiquitinase activity; cysteine-type endopeptidase activity. The coding region runs from base 1 to 8427 and encodes 2808 amino acids. The record is from RefSeq and is a predicted model, not a curated record. Gene Ontology annotation, biological process: protein deubiquitination.